GGACCUCGGCGGCCAAUUGCAAAGCUGGGGCGAGCUGAUCGUCGAGAACCCGACUGACCAGUCCCGCACGGAUUGGACAUUCCCCGUACGGCCGUCUCUAUUGAAAACUACUCACCCCACUCACCUUGCUUGCGCAGGCCUUCUUCCACAACACCGAGCUCGUUUCCGACAAGCCCAUGGACAGCUCCGUCUGCGUUAUCCCCGAGACGGACAAGGCUUACAAGAGCAAGAACUCGGCUCUGAGCCAGGACGGCCUGUCAUGCACUCUGGGUGGCAUUGCUAUCUUCAACCCCGACCUCCCGGCGCCGGAGAUCAGCGACGACGACCUCACCCUCUAAUGCGGUUGAAGACGGACGGACGAGGAUGACCUAGCGAACUAUUAUUGGGCAUAUUUAUCCUAUUUAUCGGGAAGCCUCGUGUAUCUUCAAUGCAGCAUUCAUUCUUGAGGCAGACGACUGCCGCGAGGGCGCC
Schizophyllum commune H4-8 is the source of this 471-nucleotide messenger RNA. RefSeq lists its product as uncharacterized. Bases 177 to 338 code for a protein of 53 amino acids. The record is from RefSeq and is a predicted model, not a curated record. The transcript is spliced from 2 exons. Lineage: Eukaryota; Fungi; Basidiomycota; Agaricomycetes; Agaricales; Schizophyllaceae.